Molecule: messenger RNA, 1848 nt
Organism: Eurypyga helias (sunbittern)
Lineage: Eukaryota; Metazoa; Chordata; Aves; Eurypygiformes; Eurypygidae
Product: spectrin beta chain, erythrocytic-like
Biological process (GO): actin cytoskeleton organization
Cellular component (GO): cortical actin cytoskeleton; cell junction; plasma membrane
Molecular function (GO): actin filament binding
Source: RefSeq, a predicted model, not a curated record
AUGACUUCGGCGAACGACUACGAGCAGCUGGAGCUGCAGCAGCAGUACAGCCGCAUCAACGUCCGUUGGGACGCCUCCGACGAUGAGCUGGACAACGACAACAGCUCCGCGCGCCUCUUUGAACGCUCCCGCAUCAAAGCCCUGGCAGACGAGCGGGAGGCCGUGCAGAAGAAAACCUUCACCAAAUGGGUGAACUCGCACUUGGCUCGGGUCACCUGCCGCAUCUCGGACCUCUACAUGGACCUCCGGGACGGGCGGGUGCUCAUCAAGCUGCUGGAGGUGCUGUCAGGAGAGCUUCUGCCCAAGCCUACCAAAGGCCGGAUGCGGAUCCACUGCCUGGAGAACGUGGACAAGGCGCUGCAGUUCCUGAAGGAGCAGAGGGUGCAUCUGGAGAACAUGGGCUCCCAUGACAUCGUGGACGGCAACCACCGCCUCGUCCUUGGCCUCAUCUGGACCAUCAUCCUCCGCUUCCAGAUCCAGGACAUCAUCGUGCAGACGCAGGAGGGCCAGGAGACACGCUCUGCCAGGGACGCGCUGCUGCUCUGGUGCCAGAUGAAGACGGCAGGGUACCCCCACGUGAACGUCACCAACUUCACCUCGAGCUGGAAGGAUGGGCUGGCCUUCAAUGCCCUCAUCCACAGACACAGGCCCGAGCUGGUUGACUUCCAAAACCUGACCAAAUCCAAUGCCCGACACAACCUGGAGCACGCGUUCAGUGUGGCGGAGCGGCACCUGGGCAUCACCCCACUCCUCGACCCCGAAGAUGUCUUCACGGAGAACCCAGAUGAGAAGUCCAUCAUCACCUACGUGGUGGCCUUCUACCACUACUUCUCCAAGAUGAAGGUGCUGGAGGGGGAGGGAAGGCGUCUGGGCAAGGUCAUUGAGCACGCCAAGGAGACGGAGCGGAUGAUCGAGGGCUACGGGGGGCUGGCCUCCGACCUGCUCACCUGGAUCGAGCAGACCAUCGCUUCCCUCAACAGCCGCAGCUUUGCCAACUCGCUGGCUGGAGUGCAGCACCAGCUGCAAGCCUUCAGCACCUACCGCACCGUGGAGAAGCCCCCCAAGUUUCAGGAGAAGGGUAACCUGGAGGUGCUGCUCUUCACCAUCCAGUCACGGAUGCGAGCCAACAACCAGCGUGUCUACACCCCACAUGAGGGGCGCCUUGUCUCCGACAUCAACCGGGCUUGGGAGCAGCUGGAGAAAGCGGAGCACGAGCGGGAGCUGGCACUGCGCAACGAGCUCAUCCGUCAGGAGAAGCUGGAGCAGCUGGCACGGCGUUUUGACCGCAAGGCAGCCAUGCGGGCAGCCUGGCUGAGCGAGAACCAGCGGCUGGUGGCCCAGGAUAACUUCGGCCAGGACUUGCCGGCAGUGGAGGCGGCUAAGAAGAAGCACGAGGCCAUCGAGACGGACAGGCGCCUGCAGUCCAUCGAGGCAGUGGCGAAGGAGCUGGAGGGGGAGGGCUUCCACGCCACCCAGCGCAUCAACGCGCGCAAGGAUAACAUCCUCCGGCUGUGGGAACAGCUCCAGGAGCUGUUGGCUGCCCGGCGCCAGCGCUUGGAGAUGAACCUCGCCCUGCAGCACCUCUUCCAGGAGAUGCUCCAUAGCAUCGACUGGAUGGAUGAGGUCAAGGUGCGGCUGACAUCGCCUGAAUCUGGGAAGCACCUUCUGGAGGCGGAGGAGCUGCUGCAAACCCACCGGCUGCUGGAGGUGGCCCUGCAGGCAGAGAAGACACGGGCCAUCAGCGCUGCCGCCCUCCGCUUCGCCGACACCGAGGGCUACCGUCCCUGUGACCCCAGAGUCAUCCGGGACCGUGUGAACCACCUGAAGCUGUGCCGGCAAGAGCUGCAG